AUGGUAUAUUUGGAACAAAUAGCAAUUGAUGCAAAGAAUGAGUUCUUUUGCACAAUUCUGGAGGUUCUCGACUCAAUUAUGAAGCAUAAUGAUUAUAAAAAUUUCAGGCAAACAACUGACCCUUAUAAGCCUGAAACAAACAAAAAUUUCACAAAAGAUCGAGUUUCCAAUAUAAUUAACGAUGUUCUUUUAUCUAAAGAUCAGAACAGUGAGGAUUCCUUCACGAAAAAUAUCGCAAGCAACAACAUUGCUCUAGUCUGUUCCAACGAUGUAUAUAACCUUUUGAACCACCUGUUUAACAAUGGAAUUUGUGAGCUGGGAUUUGUGAGUAUCGACCGCAUAGAAGAUGUGGCGAACCGGCAGGCAAAGUCGAUUAACGAGGACUAUGAACUCCCGAAGCACAACGAGGUGUUCGUUAUCCGUCCAACAUUCAGAGACUCACACGCACUGGCAAUGCUCCUGCAGAAGAGACACAUGAGCGUGAUCAGGGUAGUCUGUAUGCCCGAGAUAAGCGAAGUGUACCCGCAAAUUCUGUCGCACCUGCUCGGGAAAAACUUCAACGUGUGCAAAUACGGCUCGAACACGCCGUACACGACGAACCUGGUGGAGCUGUUCCAGUGCUCAGUACACAUAGUCCCAGUCGACGGAAUCCUGUCGAUGGUCAUGUCGAACUGCUACUCGGACUUUUACCUGCACGGAGACCCGACGACAGCCUGGUUCUUUGCAAAGGCGUUCGAGUAUCUCCAGAAGAAGCACCUGGGAGGAGCAAUUUUAAACGUAGUAGGACUGGGGACGCUCUCAAAAUACGUUAUUGAGCUGCUGCUUAAGAACAGGAGGGAGGCGGCAGCUAAUUUGAUCGUGGACGGCAUCGACAAGGUGCAGAACGAGAAGUGCUUCAUUCCGCUCAAGCUGCUGGAUAAUUACCAAAAGGGCAUAAUCUGCGACAUGACCAACCUGGAAAAAAGAGCAAAGGCGACUAAGAGCGAGUUGGACACGCGGGUGCUGCUGUGCAACUCGCCCACCUUCAAGUCGUCAAUAAUCAUCGACAGGAAGGUUGACCUGAUAACGCCGAUGUGCACCAAUUUCACGUACGAGGGACUGCUGGACACAGUAUUCGGAGUUAAGUGCAACCUGGUGAGCGUGGACACGCAGGCCCUGGACGGCAAGGUGCUGAACCCACUUGACCUCAUCGUCGACUUCCAGAAGAGUGGGCAGAAGCACAGCGCCACGAAGAAGACAGUCUCGCUGUCCUCGCAGCUCUACGACGAGAUCCGGUGGAUCGACUUCUCCAAAGUCGGCGCGUACCUGCACGAAAAGGCACUCAGGGUUAAGAAAGGCUACGAGGGCGGCGGGAUGCAGACGAUCGGAGAGAUGGGCGAGUUCGUCAAAAAGUUCAAGUCGCUGCAGCAGGAGCACGCGAACCUGUCGACGCACAUCAACAUCAUGGGCUACCUGAGCUCCUACGUGAAGUCGGAGCGCUUCCAGCUGAUCCAGAGCGUGGAGGACAGCAUCCUUCAGGGCAACGUCGACGCGGGCAAGGACGACUCGCGCCUGGCCAACAUCUCGAAGCUGUGGACGAAGAAGACGGGCGACCCCUACGUGGCGCAGAUCCUCGACCUCAUCUUCUGGAACACGGACGUGCGCAGCGUGCUCAGGCUCGUCGUUCUGCUCAGUCAGACUAUGGACGGCCUGAAGCAGGCGGACUUCAACACCAUUAAGCGCGCGAUCGUUUUCCAGUACGGCUUCGCGAACCUCAAGACGAUCCAGAACUUCAUUAAGUGCGGCCUCAUUAAGGUCAACAACGCUGCCGAGAGUCUGCGCUGGCAGAAGCUCUGCAGCAAGUUCAACCUGCUCGUCGAAUCCGAGUUCUCGUCCACAGACUGCUCGGGCAUUUUCGGCGGAUACGCCCCCCUCAGCAUCAGAAUCGCCCAGCUCAUCAACAUCACGAACGACUGCGCGCCUCUGAGCUCUGAGUUUGCCUUCCUGAACGCGCAGAUCGUCGCCACUAAGCAGAAGUCGCUGAACCCGGGCGCCCUCGACACCGUUGGCGUGUCCACCAGCAAGUCCAUUCCCACGCAGAGCGUUACGAGCGGCUCCUCUGAGCCCGUGGAGAACUGCCUUCUCUGCUACAUCGGGGGCAUCACCAUCGGCGAGGUGGCCGCUCUUUCGCUGCUGAACUCCCUGAAGUCCAAGUACCUGGUCCUGGCAACCGACGUCAUCAACUCAUCGCACCUAAUCAAAAUGUAA
This is a messenger RNA of Theileria orientalis strain Shintoku, 2247 nucleotides long. Its product is annotated as vacuolar protein sorting/secretion protein. Lineage: Eukaryota; Apicomplexa; Aconoidasida; Piroplasmida; Theileriidae. The transcript has a single exon. The coding region runs from base 1 to 2247 and encodes 748 amino acids. The record is from RefSeq and is a predicted model, not a curated record. Gene Ontology annotation, biological process: intracellular protein transport; vesicle-mediated transport. Gene Ontology annotation, cellular component: CORVET complex; vacuole.